UGUGUGUGUGAGAGGUGACUGAGAUGUCUUUUCCAUACUCUUCAUGGCUGAUUGAUGUCCCUGCCAUGUCCAGCCACUGUCAGACUCCAGAGGACAUCAGUGGUUCCACUCAAGAUGAUGGAAAGAAUGUCCUAGUAUGGAAAAGAAAUACACAGGAAAUGGAUGUAGAGGCGACUCUGCUACAUAACCUUUGGGGAAUGGUGCGCUGGAGGCUGGAUCCAUGCUGCUCUGCUCCUGUCAGCAUUCCCUCAAACGCCAUGGCUUGAUUCCAUGUUGCAGGUCUGGGACCAGUGAAGAAGCCUUUAAUAUUCCCAGCAUUCCCAUAAACACCAUAGCUUGUGUUCGUGCCGCAGGUCUGGGACCAGUGAAUUAACCUUUAACAUUCCCAUUCCGAGUUACUUGGACUCCAUGUCCUGUUCUUAACCAGGUCUCUGUGCCCUCUGAAGGACUGGGAGACGUGUCUCUUGUGGAGGGACACUAACAGUUUCUGUUCUUAAGGCUAGGAAGCGUUCUACCUCCCUUCUCUGUUCCUCCGUGUCUGGAGGAGUCUGGUCUGGUCUGCAGCAGCGUUAGUGCUGACGCCACCAUGCACGGAUACAGCGCUCGCGCGGUGCUCGCGGUCCUCUGCCUGCUGCCGCCGUGCUGGGUGCUCAGAGUGCGCGCGAGCGCGGUAGCGUUUCUGGACGACACUGGCGCGAGCUACGGGAAAACGAACCAAGCUGUCGGAGAAAAGAAGACGGAGCCCAAAGCAGGUCUUUUACAAGUAACGGUAACACCCUCACACAGACAGGUUCAAGUGGGGAAGUGUAAAACCUUUCUGUGCAAAGUGACUGGGGAAGCAGAAAGUGUUGAAUGGUUUGGUCUUGCUGGAGAGAAGAUUCCAGAAAACCACGAGAACAUCAGAGUGAACAAACACAAUGACUCAACGAGCUCUCUGAUCAUCUGUGCGUCCCGGGUGGAGGAUGCAGGCGUGUACAGGUGUGUGGCUGAGAACACACAUGUGGUAUCACAGGCCACAGGACAUGUGCGUGUGCACGGGAGGAGAGUGCGUAGAGAUCCCCAGCAGGAGGGACGAGAGAAGACACAGAAAGAGCCCAAGCGGCCCAAGCCCACCAAGAAGCCCAAGCGGCCCAAGCCCACCAAGAAGCCCAAGCGGCCCAAGCCCACCAAGAAGCCCAAGGGAGAGAAGAAGAAGAAAGGAAAGAAGAACAAAGUUAAGGCAACCACCACGUUACCACCGACGACCACGUUACCACCGACGACCACGUUACCACCGACGACCACUUCUCUAAGCGAGUUUUAUGAGGACUUCUAUGACCCAGACCAGUACUGGGAUGAAGUGUACAAUACAGAGGUAGUCACAACUGCUGCCACAGCCCCACCCACAGAGAAGCUGACCAGCUCUCCUCCAGAUUUUCCCACGGACUUCAGUCCAACAGAGGAGUAUCCGGAUCUUUAUCCUGGACCAGAUGAUGACCUCUGGAUUGUAGACGAGACCAACUCCACAGUCGUAGUCAUCGGAGAGCCCGGCAGAGAAGAUGACGAUUACUGGGAUGCCACAUAUGAAGUUCCGGAGAACCUGCCUUUCCCGGACGGGAAGGAGACGGUACCCACUGACUGGGUGUACAGCGCCUCGGAGGAACCUACAGCACCUCCGUAUGAAAACAAGUAUUACGAGGAGUAUGAGUAUGAACACGAGAAGAGGCUGGAAAUGGAGCACUUGGAGGGAAGGGAGGAUCUGGAGGAGAGAGAGAGAGAGCGGAAGAGACUCGAGGAAGAGGAGGAGGAAGAAAGAGCCCGCAGGAUCGUCAAACCGCCCCCGCGCAUCUACAGAGACCCCAAACUGUGUCCGCCCCUGGGAAUGGAGUCCCAUCGUGUGGAGGCAGAUCAGCUUCUGACAUCAUCCAUGAGUCAUCACCGCUAUGGGCCUCAGAGAGCUCGUCUUAAUAUUCAGGCGUCUGGAGAUGAGGAUGACCUGAACGGAGGGGCAUGGUGCGGUAACCCCUUGGAGAAGGAUCACUGGAUCGAACUGGACGCACGGACGCUCACAGAGUUCACAGGGGUCAUCACGCAGGGCCGCGACGACCCCUUGGAAAACGACUAUGUGACUUCAUACUAUGUGGCGUUCAGUAAUGACAGCCGAGAGUGGACGGUUCUCCAUGACGGAUACACGGACUGGCUGUUCUUUGGGAACUCCGAUAAGCACACUCCAGCGAUGGCCCAGUUUGUGGAGCCUGUGGUGGCGCGUUACAUCCGCAUCCUGCCACAGAGCUGGAACGGCACCAUGUGCAUGAGGAUGGAGGUCAUGGGCUGCCCUGUGCCUGAUCCUCUCAGCACAUACCAGAGUCAGAAUGAGGUGAUGCCCAGAGAUUACCUGGACUACACACACCACAGCUACCUGCAGAUGGAGACGCUGAUGAAGUCGAUCUCAGAUGAGUGUCCCAACAUCACCAGGUUAUACAGCCUAGGUCAGAGUUCAAAGGGACUACAGAUCUAUGCCAUGGAGUACAGCAGCAAACCAGGGGUCCAUGAGAAAGGAGAGCCAGAAUUCCGCUACACAGCUGGUUACCACGGUAACGAAGCCCUGGGCAGGGAACUCCUGCUGAUCCUCAUGCAGUACCUUUGUAAAGAGCACAAGGACGGCAACCCGCGAGUGCGCCGCCUAGUGGAAGGAACGCGCAUCCACCUCGUUCCCUCGGUCAACCCCGACGGCCACGUGAAGGCUUCCGAGAGGGGAUCGGAGUUGGGCAGCUGGACCUUGGGCCACUGGACGGAGGAGGGCCAUGACAUCUUCCAGAACUUUCCUGACCUCAAUAACAUAUUCUGGGAUGCAGAGGACAAGGGCAUGGUGCCAAAACUGACCCCAAAUCAUCAUGUGCCAAUUCCUGAAGGCUAUCUGGCAGAAAAUGGACCUUUAGCCGUGGAGACCCGGGCCCUCAUCUCCUGGAUGGAGAGCCACCCGUUCGUUCUGGGAGCCAACUUGCAGGGUGGUGAGCGAAUGGUAACAUACCCCUUUGACAUGCGUCGACUUACCAAGCAGUCCGAGGAACAGGAGAAGAAGAGGAACCCCAGAGGACGAUACAAGCGCCAGUAUGAGGAGGAGGAAGAAGAGGAGAGGCCAAAUCCUUAUCUUCACAUUGGGUACCACCAGGAAAACUAUGGCUACAAUCAAGAAACACAUGGUUACCCCGAGGAGAACUAUGGCUACAACCAAGAAACCCAUGGUUACCACCAGGAGAACUAUGGCUACAACCAAGAAAACCAUGGUUACCACCAGGAGAACUAUGGCUACAAUCAAGAGACACAUGGUUACCACCAGGAGAACUAUGGCUACAACCAAGAAAGUUAUGGGUACCCACACGAAAACCAGGAGUACCAUCAGGAGAAUCAAGGGUACCACCAUGAGGGCCACUCAGAAGGGCACCAUGAAGGUUACCAGGAGGGAUAUCCAGAGGGGUACAGGGAGGGAUAUGGAGAAGCAGAGCCAGAGGAAGAAAUCAGGAUGGUCGAGGACCAGUCCUUGUUCCGUUGGCUGGCCAUAUCAUAUGCCUCCACUCACCGGACUAUGACCAACACCUAUCGUGGGGGUUGCCAUACUGAGGACCCUACAGGCAGAAUGGGUAUUGUCAACCGUGCCAAGUGGAAGCCCAUUCCGGGAAGUAUGAAUGAUUUCAGCUACUUGCACACAAACGCUUUUGAGCUGUCCAUCUUCCUGGGCUGUGACAAGUUCCCCCAUCAGAGUGAACUUCUCAGAGAGUGGGAACACAACAGAGAGGCUCUGCUCACCCUCAUAGAGCAGGUGCAUCGAGGAAUAAAGGGGAUUGUGAGAGACAAGGAAGGCAACCCCAUCCUCAAUGCCACAGUCUCUGUAGAGGGAGUCAACCAUGAUGUCACCACAGGUGAGGCUGGAGAUUACUGGCGCCUGCUCAACCCUGGUGAAUAUCACGUGACCGCGCAUGCCGACGGCUACUCCUCUUCAACAAGGCUGUGUGUCGUGGGAUUUGAAGCUGGCGCCACCCUCUGCAACUUUGAGCUCACGAAGUCCAACUGGAACCGCAUCAAAGAGAUCAUGGCUCUCCAUGGCAACAAGCCCAUCAGACUGCUAAACCCCGGAGGACGCAGUCGCUACGUCUCACAUGGCAACAGUGGGAGAUACAUCGUUAGCAACCAAAUCCCUGUUAACAACGGUAAACUUGCCAACAGAUCCCGUUUCCGGCGGUUACGGCUGAUGAGGCUUCGCCGCCUGCGUCAACAGAGGCUUCUGGCUGCCAAGAUGACAACUACAGUGUUGCCACCGACAACCACCAUGCUCAGCACCACCGCUGCUGUUCCCACCACUGUCUCUCCGACCGAGAGCACCACGGCCUGGUAUGACUACUGGAUGUUCACCGACCUCCCUGAGGAAAACACCACUCAGUUAGAGACUGAAAUCACAGACUCGCUGGACUCCAACUACACCUACGGCUUUGAUGAUUACUGAACAAGGCUGUGGCGGCGAGGUUUGUCUCAGAGGAUGUAAAGUUUGUAAAAUAAGCCCCGUGUUUCCUUUUUCCCACCAGGAGAUUCGGGGAGGGUGGGUGAGUGUCCAUGCAGUUUCAGAACCAGUACGUAAUGCAAACAUCAUAUUCUUAGAGCAGUCUGCAUGUAUAUCACCUCGAAGGGAGGAUGAGGUUCUGGAGUAGGUGUUACAGGAGUCAGGUUUUGCACACAGUGGUGGUGUAAUGUUUGCAGAUGCCAUACUCUGUAGUUUCUAAGCUGUCCUCUCAUUACUGUGUCUUCUGCAUCAGACUUGUACCAAAGCCUUCAUUCUUGAUUUACUUGAGUCCAGCCCAUCAGCCACCUCUCUAAUUUACCACGUCAACCCAACAUGCACGACACACCCAGCUGCUCUACAGGCCAAACUUCAGACUUCUCCAUCCAGUCAGUUCUGCCAACCACACACACACACACACACACACACAUAGCCCCCUCCACAAAAAGGAACUGUGUUUAUACAAAAGUGACUUUAUUUACAUAUUUCACUUGUAUAAGAUUGCACAACCUCCACGGGAGAGUUCACAAGGUUGAAAAAUAAAAGGGCAAAAUACUGUUUUCCAACUAAAAAAAAGGCUUGUUUAUAUAUUUUCUGUGUUUGCUAUAUUUUAACCAUUCACAGAUAAUCCAGCAUGCAAAACAGUCACUUUUGAAGUCCAAUUUGUCUUAUCUACCUGUGUUUGUGAAAUAAAAGCUUUGGUGGAA
Molecule: messenger RNA, 5238 nt
Organism: Electrophorus electricus (electric eel)
Lineage: Eukaryota; Metazoa; Chordata; Actinopteri; Gymnotiformes; Gymnotidae
Gene: aebp1b
Product: AE binding protein 1b
Biological process (GO): regulation of DNA-templated transcription; protein processing; peptide metabolic process
Molecular function (GO): RNA polymerase II transcription regulatory region sequence-specific DNA binding; zinc ion binding; DNA-binding transcription repressor activity, RNA polymerase II-specific
Source: RefSeq, a predicted model, not a curated record